Dioscorea cayenensis subsp. rotundata (Guinea yam) is the source of this 782-nucleotide messenger RNA. RefSeq names its product SUMO-conjugating enzyme SCE1. Gene Ontology annotation, molecular function: SUMO conjugating enzyme activity. The transcript has 5 exons. Gene Ontology annotation, cellular component: nucleus. Bases 80 to 562 code for a protein of 160 amino acids. The record is from RefSeq and is a predicted model, not a curated record. NCBI's taxonomy places the organism in Eukaryota, Viridiplantae, Streptophyta, Magnoliopsida, Dioscoreales, Dioscoreaceae. Gene Ontology annotation, biological process: protein sumoylation.
UCUCCUUGCGGUCAUUCAUCGAGUCUUUGCAACGCUAGCGGAGAGGGAGAGGGAGAGGGGGAGAGCGAGAGCGAGAACGAUGUCCGGAGGCAUCGCGCGUGGCCGCCUCGCCGAGGAGCGUAAGGCAUGGCGGAAGAACCAUCCCCAUGGUUUCGUCGCUCGGCCGGAGACUCUCCCUGAUGGCACUGUCAAUCUCAUGGUCUGGAAUUGCACCAUCCCCGGCAAGCAGGGGACUGAUUGGGAAGGUGGUCACUUCCCUCUUACACUACUGUUCAGUGAAGACUACCCCAGCAAACCUCCAAAAUGCAAGUUCCCUCAAGGAUUCUUCCAUCCAAAUGUCUACCCAUCUGGAACAGUAUGCUUAUCAAUUCUGAAUGAGGACAGUGGAUGGAGACCAGCAAUUACUGUGAAACAGAUACUUAUUGGAAUACAGGACCUGCUGGAUCAGCCUAAUCCGGCAGACCCUGCACAGACUGAUGGUUAUCACCUCUUUAUCCAGGAUCCACCAGAGUACAAAAAACGGGUUCGGCAACAGGCCAAGCAGUAUCCUCCUCUGCUUUGACAUGCCCUAGUAAUCUAAAAGUUGGUGUUAUUGCGUCUUUCUGACUCACAGACAUCUCUUCAGAAUAUGUUUAUUGGCUUAACUAGAUUACAAAUUUCAGGGCCUUGUUAGCAUCAUUGAUGGACCCUGUAUAUUACCGUGAAGCCUUUUAAAGCGAUUUGCUUGACUGUGUGUAUUUAUAACUUAUAAAACUCCUCUUCAGUGUUUCGGGUUUGUUUCC